Raphanus sativus (radish) is the source of this 1562-nucleotide messenger RNA. Its product is annotated as receptor homology region, transmembrane domain- and RING domain-containing protein 1. The record is from RefSeq and is a predicted model, not a curated record. The transcript is spliced from 5 exons. Bases 301 to 1230 code for a protein of 309 amino acids. NCBI's taxonomy places the organism in Eukaryota, Viridiplantae, Streptophyta, Magnoliopsida, Brassicales, Brassicaceae.
CAUGAUCUGAGUAUUGAUCUCCUGGAAGUGGUGCAACUCUCUCUCGGACUUUUGGUUUUCUUAAUUCUAAUUCUAGCAGAGGAGGGUGACUAUGACUAGUCUGUUUCCUUUUGUAUGUUUCCUUCACCACGACCACAACCAAAUAAACGGCCACGUUGGUAGUUAGAAAAAAAGAACUAGAGCCUCUGAGUUGAGUAGAAGGUUCGGUUGUGGAAAAGCAAAGGCGUUUUUUUUGCGACCGCCUGAAACGGAAAAGCCAUCGAAUCGAUCCACCAGGCGAGGGCCGAGAGAGAGAAAGAGAUGAGAGAUGCUAUUGUAUGUCUACUCGCAACAGCUCCUUUUCUCUUACAAUUAACGACUGCCACCGUCGUACUCAACUCCAUCUCCGCCUCUUUUCCUCAUCUCCCCGCCAAAUUCGACGGCUCCGUCCCCAGAAACGGAAUAUGCGGAGCUCUCUUCGUCCCCGAUCCUCCCGACGGUUGCUCCUCUCCUCUCCUCCUCGCAUCAAACCAGACUCAACAUAGAACCAAGUUCGCUCUCAUCAUCCGUGGCGAAUGCUCAUUCGAGGAAAAGCUUCUCCACGCCCAGACCUCCGGUUUCCAAGCUGUGAUCGUCUACGACAACUUAGACAACGAAGAUCUCCUCAUUAUGAAGGUGAACACUAGUGAAGAGAUAACAGUUACUGCAGUCUUCGUUUCGAACGUUGCGGGUGAGAUCCUGAGAAAGCACGCGAGAGGGAGAGAGGGCGAAUGCUGCAUUUACCCCCCAACCAAGGGCAGUGCUUGGACCGUCCUCGCCAUCUCUUUCUUCUCUCUCCUUCUCAUCGUUACUUUCCUCUUGCUCGCCUUCUUUGCUCCUAGACACUGGACCCAAUGGCGUUAUCGUGGUACUAGUAGCCACAACAACCGCACCUUGUCACUGGAUCCUAACCUCGUCCGCGCCCUCCCCACCUUCACCUUCUCUGAUUCUUUUCGCGAAGGAGGAGAUACGUGUGCUGUGUGCCUCGAGGAUUAUAGGUUUGGAGAGUCACUCAGACUACUUCCCUGCCAACAUGCUUUUCACUUGAGCUGUAUUGAUUCUUGGUUGACAAAAUGGGGUACAUCCUGCCCCGUGUGCAAGCAUGAUAUAAGAGCACAGACUAUGUCUUCCCAGGCACAUAAAGGAGAUAGUCCAAGAACAGGUACAAGUACGGGAAGAUUCACCUUUGCUCAAUCCAGUCAAAGCCUUUAAGAUUGGCUGCAAGAUAUCAGUGCUCGGUUUCUGUGGAUCAGGGCCAUGUUUGCAUCGGUCUGAUGUUCCCGUGAUAUUGAAUGGGGAGAUCAUGUUGGGAUAAGCCGAUUUGCCAUAUUGGUCGAUACUAUUUAAAAAAAAAAAAAGAUCAUGAGUUCUUUUGUUACUUGCCUGAUUGUUGUUCUUUACAUGUGUACAUUAUUUGUAUAUGUAUACAUAAAGCUGGGAGUCAUCCUAGCUUUUUUUUUUCACAUAUAAAUGAUCAUUGUGUGUGUAUGUGAGUGUUGUUUCGUAAUCUUUUUAUUUGCGAAUAUGAUAUAUCAGUUCAUGUU